AGAGUAGACCCGCGCUCCUGCGCAACACGCACAGCGAGCAGACAGAAAGACAGAUAGAUAAACAUACAGACAGCAGUCUGCCUGCCGUUACUUCAACACAGCUCGCGCGCACCUUUACCAAAAAUUAGAGUCACAAAGUUUUGGAUUAAACCGAUACGGAAAUAAAUUCUCCCUAUCUGUUUUAAGAAGCGCUAUGCAAGGGUUUUAUUUACCUCAAACUUUGACAAACUCUCAGUUUUGACAGCGCGUGCAGAGAUUCAAACCGUGUCUACUCACUAAACCGUCGCCUCGCUGAGGAAAAACAAUCUUUUUGCGCCGCCAGUGCGAUUUCGCCGCUCAGCGAAUAGCGGCAAGAAGUCUGAAACCACAUGUGCUCGUCUCCAAACCGGAGAGACGCGGUUUCAUUUGUCUUCAGAGAGGAAAAGAUUUGGCUUUAAGCCGUACUGACAGACACAAGGGAAGGACGGUCUCGUGAGAGCCCUGGAGAAGACCAUUGGAAAUUCACGCGGUGCGUAAUAUUCACGUUUAUUCUUGGCACUACUGCGCAAACAGUUGUAAUAAACGGGGGAAAUGUAGUCUUUGUGGAUGGUUAUCGGUAUAGCCACUUUUGACGCUAACGGUUGCCGGUGAAUGGCUCUUUAAACGCGGCGAAGGGGGGCGGUAGUUGUGGAGUGUACGGCAAUGCCAAGUUGAUGGGUCUCGACAUUGUCAGUAUUAAUAAAAGGUCAAUAUUCCCAGAAACGUCUGUUUAACAUUUAUGGGCUUGUCGAUAUUUUCAAAACAUUCCCUGAUAUCAAAAAGUGGAGAGAAAUGCUGAACGAAGAUGACAUUUUGACUGGAAUAUUAACGUAAAUCGCAGCCGCACGCGCUGUCAGUCACCUGCUCAUAAAGGUAAACGCACCUUUACGCUUAAACGCCGUUCAAAAUGACGACUAAUGGAGCCAACAUCGUCUACGAAUGGCUAAAAACCCUGCAGUUGUGUCAGUAUGUCGAGGCUUUCGUGGAUAACGGAUACGACGACCUGGAAGUUUGCAAACAAAUCGGAGACCCGGACUUGGAUGCCAUCGGGGUGUUCAUUCCGCACCACCGCCAGCGGAUUCACGAUGCGGUGCAAAGGUUAAAAGAUCACGAUAAGGAGACAGCCACCGGGCUUUAUUUCACCCUGGAGCCGAUGCCUCCGGUCUCACCUAUAUACACGAGUCGCAUGGCAGAGCAAUAUGAGCCUAGGCUGCGGGGCUCCAAGUCAUGGACUGAGCAGAGCAGUGAUAGAACGGCGCGCAGCGUGGGGUACAUGGGGGCGUCCAGGAAUCUGACGCUGGGGAACCGCAAGGAGCUGGAAAUCUACCCCAAACUGAAGCUGAAGAUCAUGAUCAGGGAUAAACUCAUUAGGGACGGGAUAAACCUUGCCAGGCAGCCAUACUCUAAUAAGGAUGGCUCUCUGGGUAAUAUAGAUGACCUGGCACAAGAGUACUCAGAGUACUACAACACAUACUUCAGCGAAGUCAGCGAUCGGAUGGAGGAGCUCCGCAAGCGGCAAGUCUCUCAAGAGCUAGACAUGGAAAAAGCAGACACCAGCUUCAACUCAUCACAGCUAUGCUCAGACAUCCAGGAAACAUUUGGCAUCAACAGUGAGGUGUCCACUCCAGAGACUGAGAGAAAAAUUCCUCUGCACAAAUCCAGCUCUGAAGAUGGAUCAGGAAAAUGGGACAACAAGAAGAAAAACAAAUCCUUCUGGCAGAACUUUCGAAAGUCACAGAAAGGGGUCACAAGGCAAACGUCAAAAGGAGAGGACAUUGGCUAUGUGGCCAGUGAGAUCACUAUGAGUGAUGAAGAACGGAUCCAGCUGAUGAUGAUGGUGAAAGAGAAGAUGAUCACAGUGGAAGAGGCGCUGGCACGGUUAAAGGAAUAUGAGAGGAACAGACAGUUGAGCAGCAGUACAGACACAGCAGAGUGGACUGAAGGAUCCAGUCCCACUGUUAACCUCUCCUCCGUCUGCAAUUCGGUGGAGCAGUCAGAUGAUGAGCAGGAGGACUCUGUGAAAUUCAAGCGGCUUCACAAACUGGUCAACUCGACUCGACGUGUUCGCAAGAAGCUCAUCAAAGUGGAUGACAGCAAAAUACAUGACUCACAAGAUUCGCUCAGUCUGGAUGCAGCUCCCUUAUGUGAUGACAUAAACGCACUGUAUGCUGAAAUCCACAAGAAGCCAGCCCAGUGCACAGACUCCUCUUUGUCCUCUCUUGCCCAAGAGCAGCUCUCUCUGGAUGGGGACACGGACAGUCUGACCACCUCGCCCUCCACCAGUAGCCUUGAAGCCUGGAAAGCAGAUCACAAGUUAGUGAAGACCCCCGGCACACAUCCCCAUGGCCUGAUCCGUCCACCGCGGAAGAGUAGUGCUGGAUCCGGACUGGGUGUAGUGGGGGGUAGUGGCUCCUCUUUCUCCGAAUUGGAGGGUGUGGGAGACGAUAAUGCUAAAGUCUCCCGUUCGACUACAGACGGAGAGAUGCGGAAGGCCUUGUCAUCUCUAUCACACGGGGUAAGUACUGACAGCGUCUACGCUUUUUACGGCCUCACUAGGCCACGCCCAAAGCCGCACCCCCUUCUGGUGUCUUUAGAUGACAUUAACAACACCAAACGGCCACCCGUUUCCAUGUGGCAGCGCAAUAAGCCUGACCCAAACUACGCAUACUCCACCAAGCACCUACUCUACCAGCGCUCCUGCAAUGCUCAAAAAACCAUUGCUCCCUCCUCCACCUUGCCCACUUCCCCUCUCACUCGUGAGCUUCCAUUGGCCAGGGAGAAAGGGAAGAGCUGUGGGGGCGGAGUAGUGGGCAGCUGGCUGUUUCCACCGAGGCGUCUGAAGGGAAGGACGGCAGUUAGUGAGCUCAACAUCACAUACGUGGUGGAACGCAGCCUGUAUGGCCACUUGAACUGGACCGGGCUGGUUAGGCCCUUAACGCUGAGCAAAGCAGACAGGCGUUGGCUCCUGGAAGACGAAAGAGAUGUGAACAGGAAGUGGGCAUCCAGCAUGGAUCGCUGCACCAAGCGUGUGCUCUUACGCAUCCAGCAGAAGUCUAGAACGUGUAGCUUUGGAGGAUUUGACCUGACUAAUCGUUCCCUCCAUGUGGUCAACACAGCCGAGCCUAGUGAGCAGGAGGCUCUGUACAGGGACGUUGUGAAAUCUCCCACCACGUCCCGUAUCUCUCUAGGAAAGAAAGUCAAGUCUGUCAAAGAGACUAUGAGGAAACGCAUGUCCAAGAAAUAUGCUGGGUCUCUCUCUGAACAGUCCAGUCCAGAUGGAACACCUAGUUGUCCUCAGUCUCCUCAGCCAGACACAGACUCUCUAGAGAAGCCCAAACUCAAGGCAGGAGGGUCUGUAGAGAGUCUGCGCAGCUCCCUCAGUGGGCAGAGCUCCAUGAGUGGACAGACUGUGAGCACCACAGAUUCAUCAGCCAGCAACAGAGAGAGUGUGAGGAGUGAGGAUGGUGACGAUGAAGAGCCUCCAUACAGAGGCCCUUUCUGCGGCAGAGCUAGAGUUCACACCGACUUCACACCGAGUCCGUAUGAUACAGACUCACUCAAACUUAAGAAAGGAGAUGUGAUUGAUAUCAUCAGUAAGCCGCCCAUGGGCACAUGGAUGGGUCUGCUCAAUAACAAGGUGGGGACGUUUAAGUUCAUCUAUGUGGAUGUUCUGGCUGAAGAGGAAGAGAAGCCUAAACGAGCGGUUCGGAGGAGGAGGAAGGGCAGGCCGCCCAAACCCAGCUCAGUUGAGGAGCUUCUGGAGAGAAUCGGUCUGAAGGAGCACAUGCCUACGUUCCUGUUUAAUGGGUAUGAAGACCUGGAUACAUUUAAGCUACUAGAGGAAGAAGAUCUGGAUGAGCUCAACAUCAAAGACCCGCAACACCGUGCCGUACUGAUGACCGCUGUAGAGCUACUGCAGGAUUACGACAGUAGCAGUGAUCCGGAGCGCAGCGCCCUCUCUGGCUCUCAGGAGAAACUCCUCUGUGAGGGGCGUGGCCUCAUGGCCGACUCCCCACGGGACUCUGGUUGCUACGAAAGCAAUGAAAACCUAGAGAAUGGUAAGAGCCGCAAGGUGUCGCGCCACAGCCGUGGUUCAUCUGGAUUUGAUUGUGGGGGUGUAAAGUCUCCAGACUAUCCCACUCUUCCCAUGACUCACUCCACUGAAGUUCUUCAGCAGCAGGCCAAGAAGGAACGCAAGUUCCCGAAGACAUUUCUGCCCCGGCCCAUAAAGGGCUUCAGUCUGCAAAGCCUCUGCCUCAAGAAGGCCUCCAAAGCAGGACAGACCUCCCGCAUACUGGUCAGCCGAAGCUGUGAGGAGUUAGACGGCCCCCAGGAGACCCCUGAGUCUUGGAAGCGCUCACAUUCUCUGGGGGAUAUACACUGGGAGCAGGCCUUCAAUCAGAGGAAGAGUGAGGGUGAGGAUAAAGGCAGGCCGGAGAGCAACAAAAAGAAAGUAAAAGCCAAUCCUGUAGAAUCAAAAUUGGACCAGAUCAGCAAUAAGGCUGAAAGAAAGAUGGGCUCACCGCAGAGGUCUACGGUUCCUACACAGCUUCCUCUCAACACAGUCAGCCCAUUGCCUGCUUCUCAGACCUCACACGGCCAACCAGUUUCUGCCCCAACUAGCCCUGCUCCACGGACUCACCCUAAAAAGCCACCUGUCCCACCUCCUGUGCCUGCUAAAAAGUCCAAAGAGCGUCUGCCGAAUGGUCUGCGCCACCCUCCACUAGUGCUGUCCGGUUCAGUGCCAAAUACACCAACCCUACCCCCAAAACCCACAUUCACCCCAACCAUUCCCUCCGAGAGCUCCCCAUCAGUGCCAUUAUCACCAGGUGAAUCUCCAGCAGCUCUGAGUCCAGCCUGGCUGUCUGACCUACCUGAAUCAGCAUGUCCUCAGAUCCACGGAGCUAAAGUUGCCCUCAGCAGGAAGAUCUCCCAUGCCAAAAUGACCGACCUGGAGACUCUGCUGGAGGACCGGAUGCACUUGGAAGGCAUUGACCUCACCGAAGAGCCGUAUUCUGAUAAACACGGCCGCUGUGGUAUUCCUCAGCUCUUAGUACAGAGGUACUCCGAGGACUUUCAGCAGCCAGUGAAGGACGUGGCGUCCAGUCUGGAUCAGAUCAGAGUUAAACAACUCCGCAAGGAGCACCGCAUGGCUAUUCCCUCGGGAGGCUUGACUGACAUGUGUCGGAAGCCAGUGUCUCCUGUUCACGUGAGAUCUGUGUCUGAUUGGCUCGUGUCAAUUGGAAUGCCCAUGUAUUCUACCCCUCUAUCGGCUGCAGGCUUUGACACGCUGGAACAUGUGUCAUCCUUAAACGAGCUGAAAGUGAGGGAAGCGGGCUUGAAGCAGGACCAUCACAUACGUAUUCUUCUCAGUGAAGCCCAACUAGUCACAGCCAGCAGCUCAGGACAGUCAUAAUACUAACACGAGCUGUUAUGAACUUGACUAAAUGGAUCAAACUUUGAUGGUGAAGGGACAGACCUGGACAACAAGGUUUUUUGCAAUUUCAGAAAUGACUGAUCUGGCUUCCAAGGACUGUUAUUGUAGGCCUUUCAACAGAAGUUUCCAUAGAAACAUCUAGUUUUGCCUGAAACAUCUGCCUGUCGAAAGCAAGCACACUUUUUUUCUGAGAAUUUAUGCUUUUGUAUGCAUUUAAAGAUUGUUCUGAAUCCCCUUUUCAAGAAGUUCGAGAUUUAUUUAGUGAAAAAAAAAUGUAGUGCUUAUUGAAGCACUUGAGUAUCAAGAGUAUUUCACCUGGCCAAAGCAAUGUCAUUUCAUGCAGGUUCGUUAAUAUAAUAUUACUUUAUCUCUCAAUGCAUCUAGUAUGUAUAUGAAAAGAUGUGUACUCUUGGGUGAAUCAUUCCCAAAAGCAUGAUGUUGCCAUAUGAGGAUAUUCAGAGCAAUGCACAUUUUGAUUUCAGGUCAAUAUUUGGUCACGGUUUUAGAAAAUGUGUACUAUGUUUGUACAAACUGUUUCAUUUUCUUUGUUUCUUCAAGGUAACAUUUAACCAUCACUCUUUAUAAACCGCUCAAUAUAAUAUUCAAUAUUCACAGCACAUUUAAUCUUCCCAGACUUCUAAACACACAAUAUUAAAUGUGCAUCACUUACUCGGCUGUUGCGGCAUAUCAAAUUUGAUUACUGUAGCAGCUCUAUCAAUUUAUGUUGCCUGUUAUCUUGAAAAUUAUACUCCUGUGUAUCGUGUACCUCUUAUCGUACUUAUCUCUGAUGCAAAUGAUGCAUCACACAGCUGUAAUAUGCUUGCUGGAGUGAAAUGUGUACAGGUGUUUCGUUUUGUUUUUCUUUUGUCCCAGAUUGCCUUGCACUUUGACUGGGGUGUUGAAGACUUUUGAAUCGUAAAAAAAAAGCCUCAAGCUCUUGAAAGCACACAGUCUUAGCCUUAAAAUACAAGUAAAUCAAACUGAAACUGACUCUUCCUCUGACUAACUUCUGACACUAGUCACAUACAGACUGGUACUUUACCCAUGAGAUAAAAGUUUUUAAAAUUGGGAAGAAAGAUCCAUGAAGCAUUAUUUAUUUUGUCAUUCAGAACACAAUGCAAAUGGCAUGCGUUUGUGUGUUUCAGGGAGAAUAAAGUGUUAUGGACAUAACUUUUUCUUGCACACAUCUGGUGAUUCUUUCACCAAAGACAGACAGCUUCUGGCAGACUCACUCGUUAAUAAAAACCUGAGUGUGAAGUACAACAUUAGCUGACGUCUGUUAGUUACGUCACUUAGGCAUUAACAUGACGUCUUCACUGCUCACAGAUUUAAAGCAUUCCAUCACUCCAAAUUAAGCACAAUGAAGCGUGUUUGUCCCACAGUCACUCUCAGGUUGGUUUUGAUUGAGCGACUGAGGUGAAAACUCAACAUUUAGUUGCUUCUACAAAUCCUUUGGUUUUCAAGUUGUGAAAAGACACCACUCAUGUUUCCCCGAGGACUUGCGGUUUUAGGAAAUGGUGUCUUUUUGAAAGCGUGCUUCAGAAUUGUAUUUCUCCCUCAUGCCAUUUACUCUUUUGUAUCUUAUCCAGCACAAUUUAUAAACCAUAAUGCUCAAGGUUUUAAUGAAUGUUUUAAGCAGUAGAGAAUUCUUUGUAUCAGAAUGGAUGCCUUCAAAUUGCUAUCAUUUGAGUGCUUUGAUAACAAUAAGGCUUUUUAUGUGAUUAAAAUCGAAACUAUAUUUCAUGAAAUGUUACUGUAAAAAUGCACUUUAUUAAAGAAUGAAAGUUGUUUUUUAAUUCCAUUGUGGAGAAAAUGAGAUUACAAAUUGACACAUUUACAUUUUUUUUUUUUUUAAGGAGUUUGUUUUCAGGACAGAUGUUGAUGGUUGAGGUAUCAAAUCUCAAAAAUAUCAAAUCUCUGUUAAAAAAUAAAAAAAUAAAAUAAAAUUAUAAUCACUUGCUAAUUAAUUACAGAACUAACCAUGACCAGUUAAUUAUUUCAACUUAAAUGUUAUAAAACUGGGUCUUAAUUACAUAUAUGAAAUGAUUAACUGAGGUUGCACAUUCUGUAUAUGUAAUUGAUAUUUAAAUAACUUAUUUUUGCUUUUACAUCAAAUGUAAUUAUUAGCUGUACUAUACAUCAUAAAGCAAUACUCUUUCACCUAUAGUUAGUGACAUGCUCCAGUGACCAUUGUAAAAUAUAUGUAUAAAAAUGAUUUUAUCUGGUUUAAGUUCGCUAAUGAUUGUCUAUAAAGAUUGCUUGUGUAUUUACAAACAAAAAUGUCUUAAAAUAUUUGUCCCUUUGAGGUGUAAUAAUAAUAAUAAAAAAGAAUACCCUACACUGA
This is a messenger RNA of Cyprinus carpio (common carp), 7799 nucleotides long. Its product is annotated as SAM and SH3 domain-containing protein 1-like. Lineage: Eukaryota; Metazoa; Chordata; Actinopteri; Cypriniformes; Cyprinidae. Gene Ontology annotation, molecular function: protein binding. The record is from RefSeq and is a predicted model, not a curated record.